This is a messenger RNA of Vigna unguiculata (cowpea), 995 nucleotides long. RefSeq names its product agamous-like MADS-box protein AGL62 pseudogene. Lineage: Eukaryota; Viridiplantae; Streptophyta; Magnoliopsida; Fabales; Fabaceae. The record is from RefSeq and is a predicted model, not a curated record.
ACCACACUCUGAAAAUUCCUAUAAAUUCAACCCAAAACCCUCCUCUGUCACACACCUCAUCUUUUUCAUAUCAGAUAACAUAUAUAGAGCUUAGAACAAUAACACACAUGGAUUCCAAGAACAUGGCAAAGAAGACCCUGAAGAAGACGAAGGGUCGUCAGAAGAUUGAGAUAAAAAAGAUGAGCAACGAGCAUAACCUUCGGGUGACGUUCUCGAAGCGUCGCACCGGGAUUUUCAAGAAAGCGAGCGAGCUUGCAACGCUGUGUGGCGUGGACAUUGCUGUCAUCAUGUUUUCUCCGAGCAACCAGGUUUUCUCGUUCGGAAGCCCUAACGUGGACCCUGUUAUCCAGCGCUACAUGGCGCAGGGUCCACCUCCGCUUCUGACGCUGGACCUGAACGAGGCUCACAGCACCGUGGACGAGGGAGAACUCCAUGCGCAACUCAACAACCUCUCCGACCAGAUGGCGGCGGAGAAGAAACACGAAGAGGGUCUGAAACGUGUGAUGAAGGACGUGGAAGAACACUCGUGGUGGGCCAUGCCGAUGGAUUGCAUGAACGAUGCGCAGCUUGAGAAGUACAAGAAGAUGUUGGAGGAUCUGAAGGAACGCGUGAAUGAAAAACGCGAGAAGCUCCUUCUGCAGACCACUUUUGCUUACAACUCACCCUCUCAGUUUCUCUCAGCUGGAAGCAACAACUCCUUUUCUUCCAGUGUUGAUAACAACUCUGAAACUAUACAUCCGCCAUUGUCGUUGUAGAAGCGCAUGGCUUUUCUGUGACUGAUGAUGAGAGCUUUUUGUGACAACUUCUGACGUGGAACACCUUCUGAUACGAUGCCCUGUUUAAAUUCUUAUAGUAUCUGUUUGUUUAACUUCUAGGAUUCCAUAGUUUUCGUUGUCUUCAAUAAUCUUCAUCAAGUGUUGUUGUUGGUGAAGUGUGUUUUCUGUAUGUUUUGACAUAGGGCAUGUAGUUUCCUCAUGUUUUCUUAUUUGAAUGAG